Thalassophryne amazonica is the source of this 1938-nucleotide messenger RNA. RefSeq names its product phospholipid phosphatase 3 (gene plpp3). The record is from RefSeq and is a predicted model, not a curated record. The transcript has 7 exons. Gene Ontology annotation, molecular function: phosphatidate phosphatase activity. The coding region runs from base 1 to 942 and encodes 313 amino acids. NCBI's taxonomy places the organism in Eukaryota, Metazoa, Chordata, Actinopteri, Batrachoidiformes, Batrachoididae. Gene Ontology annotation, biological process: phospholipid metabolic process; canonical Wnt signaling pathway; phospholipid dephosphorylation.
AUGCAAAAGUACACGUAUGAAAAAGCAAUGGCUCAAGAGACAAGGAACGGAGGAACGUCCACGUUAAACAACAGCAACGGCUUUGACAACAGCAAGAAGAAAGCGCUGAUAGCGCUCGACAUCUUCUGUCUGCUGCUCGCUAGCCUGCCUUUCCUGAUCAUUGAGACUAGCACCAUAACGCCAUACCAGCGCGGGUUUUACUGUUCGGACGAGUCCAUCCGCUACCCCUAUAAAAACGGAGAGACCAUAAGCGAUGCCGUGCUUUGUGCUGCUGGCAUUCUUAUUGCCAUCCUCUCUAUUGUGAUUGGAGAAUGCUACAGAAUCCACCAGCUACAUGAAGGAACAAAGUCCUUUGUGGGGAAUCCCUACAUCGCAGCGCUCUACAAACAGGUGGGCGUGUUUAUUUUCGGCUGUGCCAUCAGUCAGUCAUUCACAGAUAUUGCAAAGGUAUCAGUGGGUCGUAUGAGGCCGCACUUCUUAGACGUCUGCAAACCAGAUUUCUCUACCAUCAACUGCUCCCUGGGAUACAUCAAUGAAUACACCUGCACUGGCCCUGAGAGCAAAGUACAAGAGGCCAGGAAAUCCUUCUUCUCAGGGCAUGCCUCGUUUUCAAUGUAUACCAUGCUCUAUCUGGCUUUCUAUCUCCAGUCCAGGUUCACAUGGCGUGGCGCUCGUCUCCUCCGCCCUUUACUCCAGUUCACCCUGUUAAUGAUGGCCUUUUACACUGGUCUGUCUCGUGUCUCCGACCACAAGCACCACCCGACUGAUGUCCUGGCAGGCUUUAUACAGGGAGCCCUGGUGGCUUACUGCAUAGUGUUCUAUGUGUCAGACCUGUUCAAGGCAAGGGCAAAGCCGGCGACACCCCCACCCUCCCCCAUUAAGAAGGAGCUUCUCCAAUCAUCUGACAUCAUUGAGAGGAACAACCACCACAACAUGGUGUGAAAAAGGCCAACCAUCUAACCUGUGACUGAGGAGCCAAUCGCAGUGCUACUCACCUCCCAUCGGACAGUAGAAUGUAGCGAAGAGAAACUAGCUGCUUCUCAAAUGGCAUCCUCCUCCCUACUGCAACGCCCUCCGAGGUGCAUUGAGGACUAGGGUGUCAGAUUUGAGAUUUGCACAGCAAGAGUCCACUCUUACUAUCCAGAGUUAUUAUUUACUAUUUUGUUAUCUACUAAUCAACAUAUGAGCCCGUUGUUUUGAGCACAAACAGAAAAUCUAAAAGAGAAAUGGGUAAAGAAGCUGACAGGCAGAGCUGAGGGUGUGGAGACUGGAUAGAAAUGUAACCGCAUCCAGUAAAAAUGUGAAGAAGGAAAACACAAGCCCUGCCUACCCAGAGAGGGAUUUGCCGUGUUGUUUCCUCUCUGAACUCUCUGUGGCCUUGGAAUAUCGUAGGACAACAACUUCCUGAGCUCCAGGAAGGAUAAUACUGCAAUUCAUAGCAGCAUAGAAAUAUUAACAGUAUAGAAAAUGUAUAACUUAUAGCACUGUUUUUAAGUUCAUUGUUCGUGGUCACCACUCGCUGCCUAAUAUGUCUCACCAAAAACUUGAUGGUGCUGAUGUCCUUGAGACAGAAAUAUUUAAUCAGGGAAGCUGUGUCAUGGUUUUAAUAACACACAUGCAGGCUAUUUCUACUGGGGACGGGGGGGCAUAUGCUGAUGUUGCCGCGCCUUCAUGCUUUGCAUGUCUUCUUGCUUUUCAAGGCUGUGACUUGCAUGUGCUGGCAUCGGUAUCUUAUCAUAUUGGGAUUUUAAUGCCGCAUUUCCACAAAGAAGGAACUUGGAAUUCCCUUCCUGAAGGUGGAAUUCUACCUAGCAAACUCAGGCAUGGUUUCCAGUCAGUUUCAGCAUGGCCGUUUACUGCAAAACAUAACAGUAAUUAUUUACUUGGAAUGAUUUAUCUACUUUUGCACAAUAGUUCACAAACCAACAUAGCUGCACU